Eruca vesicaria subsp. sativa (arugula) is the source of this 1251-nucleotide messenger RNA. The record is from the annotation of a GenBank genome assembly. Lineage: Eukaryota; Viridiplantae; Streptophyta; Magnoliopsida; Brassicales; Brassicaceae.
UAAUAAUUCAACUGGAAUAUCCAUUCUCCUGAGAUUAUUUAAAAAAGAAAAAAACAGGAAGAGGAGGAGGUGGAUAAGACAGCAGCAGACAGACAUAGAAAUUGGUGGUGUGGGAGCUCCGGCGGCAAAGAGAUGGGUGGUUCUGUAUCAGUGCCCGAAAAAUCCAUUCAUGAAUUCACUGUCAAGGAUAGCUCCGGGAAGGAAGUUGACCUUAGCGUUUACCAAGGGAAGGUUCUUCUCGUCGUCAACGUUGCUUCUAAAUGGUCCUUUUCUUUUUUUCUUUUUGUUGUUAAUUUGUAUCCCCAGAUUCAAAAUGAUUCUUCUAGGGUUUCAAUCAAAACCUGUUUUGUCUGUUUUGGUUUGGGGAACAGCGGUUUCACGGAAACUAAUUACACCCAGCUUACUGAACUUUACCGGAAAUACAAAGAUCAGGGGUUUGUGGUAUUGGCGUUUCCUUGCAACCAGUUUUUGAACCAAGAGCCUGGGACAAGCCAAGAUGCUCAUGAGUUUGCUUGUACCAGGUUUAAGGCCGAGUACCCUGUUUUCCAAAAGGUGCGUGUGAAUGGACAAAACGCAGCACCAGUCUACAAAUUCCUCAAGUCAAAGAAACCCUCUUUCCUUGGAAGUAGGAUCAAAUGGAACUUCACCAAGUUCUUGGUUGACAAAGAUGGUCAAGUCAUUGAUCGUUAUGGCCCCACUGUUCCACCUCUUUCCAUCGAGGUAAAAACUCUUGUACAAAAUCUCUUGUCAUCUCUUGCAAUAUCUAUAGAGGUUAGUUAAUUCAUUCAUUGUUUUCUGCCUAACAGAAAGACAUCAAGAAAGCCCUCGGAGAUGCAGAAGCGUUUCCAAGUACUUAACCCUUGAAGAAGAAGACACAGGGAGGUCAUUGAUUGGAGUUUUCUUUAUCUUUAUAUCACUCAUUUUGUAGUUGCUAUGAUGAAGAAGAUGUACAAGUUUCCACAUUUCCGUAGCACAACCCUGUGUAGAUUCCAUAUGCCUAUUUCUGUCCUAGCUUUGAUCUUCCGAACUAAAUAUCCAACGACUAUCUCGAUAAUCUAUAAAUAUUAAUAACAUAAACAAAAAAAAAAGAAUCUGUUGUUUGAUCAAAAGAAAAAAGAAUCUAAAGAAAUAUACUUGUUUUUCUUUAAAAAAAUUUUAUUUAGAACAUGUUAUAAACACUGUGUGGUCAUGUGGUUUUUUCUAUAGUAAUAAUUGGAGUUACUACUAAAUCUGUCUCAUCUAUUCGAUAAG